Molecule: messenger RNA, 3234 nt
Organism: Phytophthora nicotianae INRA-310
Lineage: Eukaryota; Oomycota; Peronosporomycetes; Peronosporales; Peronosporaceae
Exons: 2
Coding region: 574-2505 (643 amino acids)
Molecular function (GO): metal ion binding
Source: RefSeq, a predicted model, not a curated record
GCCACAGCCAUUGACAACGUCCAAUGACAAUUGCUAAUGCAUUCGCCCCCUCCCUACGCCUACGCCGCUGAUUCAGCGGUGGCGAUGAAAAAGCGUGUGUGUAAUUGAAGCGCCACGUUGGCUACAGCCGAUGCUUGCGUUGGUGACCAGCACGUUGACGGGUGAAUUACGGAUGCCGAAUCCGUAACAAUGUGCUGGCGUGCUCGAGCAGUCCGAGAGCCGCGCAGCCAUGAAGCCACUGGCGCGAGGAGGUCAGACAAGUAUUUAUUUGCAUCGCAGUUCGCUAGCGUUUCGAUCGGCGCAUAGAUGCUCGCGCGCAAUGGUCUCGCGUGACCAAGAGCCCGGGUCCUCGCUUUGAGCCAUCCAGUUUGCCGAUGCCCUGCUCCGGCUACGCUCGAAAAGUAAGUCACCUCGACCCUUCUGAAGCACAUCGCGGCAAAUGUCCCCAGCUGGACCUACACGCAUCCGUCUCUCGGUGUGAGGUGGCCGCUCGAGCGGACUGCAGCUCUUGAACGGGAUCAUGAUAAACCUCCGCCGCUAUCGCGAGAUUAGUUUAGUUUCCAUUUUUCCGCCAUGCUGUCCUCGAGGCGCAGUCGCACCUUGUCACGGAACGACUCGAAGAUAUUCCCAUUGCCCGAUGACUUCUUUCCGGAAGUCAAGCUAACGGAAGAACAGGUUUUGGCCUACGAGAUGCAGGUCGAGGAAAUCGUCCGAAACGCACUGCUCGAAUACGAUCGCCAUGAAGCUAAAGGUGCCUAUCCGAUCUAUAGCUCGCCGUGGGUGCCAGUUGGUAGCGAAGGUCCUUUGACUGCCAUUCGAAAGGAGUCGCCUGAGGGGCUCUCGAACAGCGAGUUUCGUCUCUACGGAUGCAUUCAGGGCAACUACCGCAACUUCAUGGAUUUCUACUAUGCCGAGAAUUCACAGGAGCUAUUCGAGUGGAACCAGUUCAUGUACGGCUACGCGGUGGAUGCAGUCGUGCUGAAGAAUAUUCACACGAGAGACUCUGGAAAGCCACACGAGUACUUGGGGCUUAAAUGGACGUGUCUGCAACCUUCGUCGUUUGGACGCAAGCGCGACAACUGCUUUCUCGAAUACCUGACCUACACCAAGGACGAGCUUGGUCGCAGCGUGGGAGUGCGCGUGACGCUGCCGGUCGAGAUCGACGAGUGCCCGGAUCUGUAUCGCAGUCUGAAGGUGAAGCGUGUUAAGACCCACAACGUUGCCAUCGUUCGCCCGGCAGGAUCUUCUUCCGACGCGACGCAGCUCUUCGUCAUGAGCGAGAACGACUUCGCCGGCUUGCCGGUGAGUGCCAAGAACUUCAAGAAGUUCAUGCGCAUCUACAACGACAUGGCCCUGUUCGUCGACUCCAAGCAUAUUCUGAAGCAGGGAAUGCUCUGCAAGUCGAAUUGGAUGCCCAACAACUCGCGAAAGGCUUGUACGAACUGCCAGCUCCCGUUCAACGCAGCCACUCGCCGUCGCUCCCACUGCAGACUCUGCGGAGACAUUUUCUGCAACCACUGUCUGAUUGUUCGCAAUGUGCCGCGCGAUCAAAGCGGAGCUUCCAAGUCGCGCAUCUUCCAGGUAGUAAAGUCUCGCUUCUGUAAAGCGUGUCUCUCGAGGGUACGCCGGGGAAGCGAAACAGCGCACGCAACUCAGCCUGCGCUGGCACGUGGUUGUUCGGACACAAAUGUCAGCCGUGUUGCCACCGUCAACCGUGAUAACAGGAAGCUGCGUAAAGCUGCGAGCAUCACCAGCGAUCAGAACAGCUUACGGCAAGAGUGGUGGGACGACAUCGCAUCUGACUCCGAUUGGUCCGAGACGGACUCGGAGGACGCCAGCAAGGCGUCGCUCAACGCUUCAGGCCGGUCGAGACUUGCUAGCUCGCUGUCUUCGUCGCAGUCGUCGUGGACUACGACUCGCCCCGAAGACACCUUGGAAAAGGACGAUAUGUCGUUCGUGGCAACGCUGGAUGUCAUUGAUGACGACGUGGCUAUUCUCGACGAGAAACCACGGAGCUCCAAGGCCAAGCUGCACAAAAAGCUCUCAAUGUCCGGUCGGUACUCGAUGAGUAGGAGGCAUUCAACUCGCAAGCAGCAGAAAGCGCAGUCGUCCGAGGAGACGCAGGAGGUCACCGAGGUGAUCGAUACCACCGAUAUGAUGCCAAUGUCCGAGCUACGACGACAGUCGCGGGCAGGAACUACUGGCGUUGUGCUUCCAGCCCGAAAGUACAGCAAGCGGAGCAGUGGACGGGAAUCGCUGCUUAGCUCGAGUGGUCCUAGCCGACGUCUGAGUCGGGACGAGCCCACCAACCGGUUCCGCUCGUCUCGCUCAAUUAGUCAGUGCCUUGCAGAGCAGGAAGAGCUACUGCGUUGUAUGCUUAGCGUCAGCCGAGUGCAUUCGAACCCUGGCGGGGGCUCCAGGAGGAGAGUUUCGAAGCCACCUAAGGUGGAUUUUGCGGCGACGAUGCCCGCGCCGCGCCCCACCAUUCGGUUGUAUGAGCUUUAAUCUCGAUUCGAGUCUACAAGACGGUAGUUUACCGACAUGCUUGUCUAUUAUUUAGUGAUUCAUAAGCUAUAAUGAAGGAGCAGGCUGCGAUCGAAGCAGUUGGCUAUUCAGGUAUACAUCUACGGUGAGGAUUUCUUCUGUUAUCGCCUUGCAGACAUGGAAAACAUGGCGCUGGCUGGACCAGUGAGGAGGUUACCACUUGCAAGUUGUAGGCCCAGUCCAUGACGAAGGGACAUAACCAACGACGACAGGAUGAGAGGACCGCGUGCCGCUACCGCUAUGGAUAGCCUUGCCACUGCCAGAGAGUGCCGGCCUGCAAAAUCGUCAUGGCCAUGCCGUUGCGGUUCCAUGCUGCGUGUAUCCGGGAUUGAAUAGGGCCUGAGUGUGCUUCCCGUGCAAGGAAACCCUUCCGCGUUGCAAGCUCUUUUCAGCUUUUACUCUGGUUGCCGAGGCACAGAAAUGCGUAAUAAACAUCACAAGGUCUGGCUGAUGGAGACGAGCGUUACGCCACGACCAACACCAGCUCACCAAAGCUGACAUUUUUACACACUUAAACGACAUAUCCUCCUGCUAGAAGCUGAUGUACAUGCACUGCGCUUUCGAGGGGUCCUGGUCCGCUUUUCCGACGGUAUUUGCCGCUGAGGCAACUUCAACGUGCGGCCAUUUUGCGCAUCGCUUGAGGGACUUCACUCUGCGAAGCGCUCGAUCCUACAUGUAGCUUUACUGCCC